Messenger RNA from Sander lucioperca (pikeperch), 1541 nucleotides. RefSeq names its product GTP-binding protein Rhes-like. The transcript has a single exon. The record is from RefSeq and is a predicted model, not a curated record. Bases 162 to 788 code for a protein of 208 amino acids. NCBI's taxonomy places the organism in Eukaryota, Metazoa, Chordata, Actinopteri, Perciformes, Percidae. Gene Ontology annotation, molecular function: GTPase activity; GTP binding.
CAUCCAAUAAGCACAUCUUGAGGGGCUUUGACAGAAGGCCACUGCCGGCUUAACAAGUUUUAAAGCAGCAACCAUUAAGAGAAAGUGAGUAAUCUGAGACAGAUUUUGGGACGUUUUCUCUACCCAUUUUGGCAACAAAAACCUCCUCCGCAAAAAGCAGCAUGUCUCUGGAGGUGAAGGAGAAGACCCUGGUGCGUCUAGUCUUUCUGGGGGCAGCAGGAGUGGGCAAGACAGCCCUGAUCCAACGCUUCCUCCAAGACACAUUUGAGCCCAAACACCGGCGCACAGUGGAGGAGCUGCACAUCAAGGAGUAUGACAUCGAUGGGGUCAAGAUCACAGUAGAGAUCCUGGACACCAGUGGCAGCUACUCCUUCCCGGCCAUGCGCAAGCUCUCUAUCCAAAACAGCGACGUCUUCGCGCUGGUGUAUGCUGUGGAUGACCCUGAGUCACUGGAGGCUGUCAAGAGCCUGCGAGAUGAGAUUCUGGAGAUCAAGGAGGACAAGUACACACCACUCGUGGUUGUGGGAAACAAGGUGGACCGGGUGCAGGAGCGUCUGGUGUCCAACAAGGAUGUCCUGUCAACCGUGGAGCUGGAUUGGAACAACAGCUACCUGGAAGCAUCGGCGAAGGACAACGUCAACGUGGUGGAGGUGUUUAAAAUGAUCCUGCAGCAGGCAAACCUUCCCAGCCGUCUCAGCCCCGCGCUGCGUAGACGCAGGGAGACCUUUCCAAAAGACACUAACUUCCGACCACCUAUGAACAAGACCAACAGCUGUAUUCUGUCGUAAUGAUAGACAGAGGAGAAGUGUUGUUUGGUUUCAUGAAGGGACAAGAGAUGAGAGCACUCAAUGCUGCUGGUCAGAGAAAAAGAAUAAAGAGAAAAGCUUGGACUUCAGUCAGUGGCUGAGAUAAGUGAUUCUGAACCAGUCAAGUCACUUCACGGUUGAACUGAGAGAAAAAGAAACUGAAGAGGUGAAAGGUAUUGAGACUUAACUUGAACAGACUGCCAUUGGACAUGAGGAAGCUACAUUAAUUAUUCAAUUGUUUAUUCAAUGUAACGUUAUUGCUGCUGAUUUGGUGACAUGCUGCUGGUAGAUCAAUGUAUACCUUUUGGAUUAUAAAUCAAAAAUGUUAACUUACAUCAAGAUUUGGACUGUUAACAGAUUGUUUACUAAGAGGAAGUGUGCAUUUGUGGUACGUGCAAAAGUUAUGUCUCAUGUAAAUUGUUUAAAUUUAAUAAUUCAGUGUAUGUAGCACAUCAUGAUUGCAUUUUUGUUGUAUUCAAUUCCAAUUUGCCAUUGAGCAUACUAUCACUUGUCUAAAAAAAGUUGUGAUAUGCAAAUGUUAACUGUUGAUGCACUUUCAAUUUUCAAAAGACUUUUCAAAAUGAUGUUUUAAGGUUGUUGUUUUUUUUUUUAUGAAUAAGAUUUUUUAUUUUAUUUACUUCGUUUUUUAUCACGGCAUAUUCUCACAUUAUUAUUUUGCCGUUUAUUUAACAAACGUACGUGGACUGUGGAUCUAAAUGUGUAAUAAAAAUAUAU